UUUUGCCUUUUCAUCUCGGUUCAGUAAACGUGAAACUAGCUUGAAGCACACAGAAGAACUCGGUAAAUACCAGCUCAGAGCGGAGAAGGAAUGUGCGUGCUUACGCCUAUUCAAAUAAGAUAGACAAAAGCCAAUACCACAGGCAUACAUAUGUAUAUAAACCACAUGCCUCAGUCUCCAGAUUUUCCGUAUCGACCUCCAUCUCUACUGACAAAUUCCAACAUGACUACAAAAUUCUUCUUCGCUCAACUAUUGUUGAUCAUGAGCAUUAUCACAAUGGUACACUCGUCACCAUUAUCAGCACUGAUGCCGAAACCUUUUCAACCUAAAGUUGUUCAAAAAUACGAUAAGAAAAAGCCAAGUCCUUAAUCCAUCCUUCAACUUUGAUUCUUGAAGGCCACUGAAAAGUCAAGCGUCCAAAAUAUUGACUAUCUGUAUAUUUUAUCACCAUUCCGGCCGUCGG
Meira miltonrushii is the source of this 463-nucleotide messenger RNA. RefSeq lists its product as uncharacterized. The transcript is spliced from 3 exons. The coding region runs from base 166 to 369 and encodes 67 amino acids. The record is from RefSeq and is a predicted model, not a curated record. NCBI's taxonomy places the organism in Eukaryota, Fungi, Basidiomycota, Exobasidiomycetes, Exobasidiales, Brachybasidiaceae.